AUGCACAGAUGUAAUGUCAUAUAUAAAUACUGUAUUUCAAAACUGGCCAAAUUAAUAAUAAUAAUUAAUAAUCAAUUUAAAUGUGUUUUUAUUUCUCUAAAAGGAGGUGUCAAGGGAAAAACCUUAAUUGAUAUUGGACAUGGACCUACCAUUUAUCAGGACCUGUCAGCUUGUGAAGCUUUUGAUGAGAUCAUUGGAGCAGACUAUACUGAUCGCAACAGAGAGUACUAUGAACGAAGUCUUAGAAAUGAGCCUGGAACAUUUGACUGGACUGGAGCUAUACAAAAAGUCUGUGAUCUGGAAGGAAAAGGAAUGACGGUAGAGGAGAAGAGAAAGAAACUGCAAAAUAAGGUGGAGAAGACCAUAAAAUGUGAUGUUUUGAAAAGCAACCCAAUGGAGCCAUUAGUUCUGCCCAAGGUUGACUGUGUCCUGACUUUUGGAUGCUUAGAGUGUGCUUGCAGUGACCUUGAUACCUAUCGCAGAGUACUUAAAAAUGUUGCAUCUUUGAUAAAAAUAGGAGGGCACCUGAUUGUAAGUGAAAUUCUUAACUGUAGCUCUUACCUACUUGGAGGCAAGAGGUUCUCCUGUUUGGUGUUGACUGAGGAGUUUAUGAGAAGUGCCAUUAUUGAGGCAGGCUUUUCCAUUGUGGAUUUGGAAGUCAUCCACAGAGAGUAUGAUAAAGAGCAAUAUGAGCUCUGUAACCAUGAUUCCAGCUUGUUUGUGCUUGCACGAAAACAGCGAGAUGUUUAA
Staurois parvus is the source of this 750-nucleotide messenger RNA. The record is from the annotation of a GenBank genome assembly. Lineage: Eukaryota; Metazoa; Chordata; Amphibia; Anura; Ranidae.